AGCAGAAAGAGAAAGGUGUAGGGUGGUUGUCUGCGCCUGGAGAUAUGGCUCUGCUCCGUGGGGACGCGCAGGACAAGCUGAGGUCUGUAUCUGUAGACCUGAAUGUUGAUCCUUCUCUCCAAAUUGAUAUCCCUGAUGCCCUAAGUGAAAAGGACAGAGUGAAGUUCACUGUGCACACUAAGACUACACUGCCAGCUUUUCAAAGCCCUGAGUUUUCAGUUACAAGGCAGCAUGAAGACUUUGUGUGGUUACAUGAUACACUCACUGAAACUGAAGAGUAUGCAGGACUCAUUAUACCUCCAGCACCUUCAAAGCCUGACUUUGAUGGUCCCAGAGAGAAGAUGCAGAAGCUGGGGGAAGGAGAAGUGUCCAUGACAAAAGAAGAGUUUGCCAAAAUGAAGCAAGAGCUGGAAGCUGAAUACCUCGCUGUCUUCAAGAAGACUGUCUCAUCACAUGAGAUCUUCCUGCAGCGGAUUGCUUCUCAUCCUGUGCUCAGCAAAGAUCGCAAUUUCCAUGUUUUCCUGGAGUAUGACCAGGACCUGAGUGUUCGGAGGAAAAACACUAAGGAGAUGUUUGGUGGCUUUUUAAAAAGUGUAGUAAAGAGUGCUGAUGAGGUCCUCUUCUCUGGAGUCAAGGAAGUAGAAGAUUUUUUUGAGCAAGAGAAGACUUUUCUUGUGAACUACUACAACAGAAUCAAGGAUGCAUGUGCAAAAGCAGAUAAGAUGACAAGAUCUCAUAAAAAUGUUGCAGAUGACUAUAUUUAUACUUCAGCUUGUUUGAACAGCCUGGCAUUAGAAGAGCCUACAGUUAUCAAAAAGUACUUGUUGAAAGUUGCAGAGCUCUUUGAGAAACUCAGGAAGGUAGAGAGUAGAGUUUCAUCUGAUGAAGACUUGAAGCUCUCUGAACUGUUGAGAUACUACAUGCUCAAUAUAGAAGCUGCUAAGGAUCUUCUGUACAGACGAACCAGGGCUCUUGUUGACUAUGAGAACUCGAACAAAGCUCUAGACAAAGCCAGACUAAAGAGCAAGGACGUCAGGCUGGCUGAGGCACAUCAACAGGAUUGCUGUCAGAAGUUUGAAAAGAUUUCAGAAUCUGCUAAACAAGAACUGAUGAGCUUCAAACAGAAGAGAAUAGCAGCAUUCCGUAAAAACUUAAUUGAAAUGGCAGAACUGGAAAUAAAACAUGCAAAGAACAAUGUGUCUCUCCUGCAGAGCUGUAUUGACUUGUUCAAGAACUGAGGAGUCUUACUCUGAAAAUGUGACAAAAGCAUCAAUUGCA
Onychostruthus taczanowskii (white-rumped snowfinch) is the source of this 1278-nucleotide messenger RNA. It is a transcript of the gene SNX5, whose product is annotated as sorting nexin 5. Lineage: Eukaryota; Metazoa; Chordata; Aves; Passeriformes; Passeridae. Gene Ontology annotation, molecular function: phosphatidylinositol binding; dynactin binding. The transcript is spliced from 13 exons. Bases 45 to 1238 code for a protein of 397 amino acids. The record is from RefSeq and is a predicted model, not a curated record. Gene Ontology annotation, cellular component: endosome. Gene Ontology annotation, biological process: intracellular protein transport; pinocytosis.